Telopea speciosissima is the source of this 462-nucleotide messenger RNA. RefSeq lists its product as uncharacterized. NCBI's taxonomy places the organism in Eukaryota, Viridiplantae, Streptophyta, Magnoliopsida, Proteales, Proteaceae. The record is from RefSeq and is a predicted model, not a curated record. The transcript has a single exon. The coding region runs from base 1 to 462 and encodes 153 amino acids.
AUGAAGGAUGAGAAGCCUAAGCCCUACCAAGAACAUUUGGAGAACUUGAUUAAGAGCUUCGAAGAGAUCACCUCCGUGUAUUUGCUAAGGGACAAUAACAGAUUCGUCGACGCCUUAGCUACUUUGGCUUCAAUGGUUGAAUGCAAUCCAAAAACUCAAGUCCGCCCAUUCUUGGUGGAUAGGAGGUAUGAACCAGCACAUGAAGAGUUAGUAAAUGCUCUGACAACUGAUGGGAGGUCGUGGUUCAUUUCCAUCAUUGAUUUCAUCAAAGAGAAAAAAUAUCCUCUGAAUUCCACGACAGGUGAACAAAAGCAGUUCCGAAAGCGCACCACACAUUUUAUACUUCAAGGUGGCCUGUUGUACAAGAGAUCUUAUGACGGCACACAAUUGCUAUGCGUAGACGAGGACCAAGCCCGAGUAAUCAGGAAGAAAUUCACCAGGAAAUCUAUAGGCCGCACAUAA